Molecule: messenger RNA, 654 nt
Organism: Spirodela intermedia
Lineage: Eukaryota; Viridiplantae; Streptophyta; Magnoliopsida; Alismatales; Araceae
Source: the annotation of a GenBank genome assembly
AUGGACAGCCAGCCGCCACCUCCGCCACCGCCGCCACCGUCGCAGCCGCCGCCGUACCAGCAGGCGCCGUUCCACCACCUUCUACAGCAGCAGAACCAGCAGCUUCAGAUGUUUUGGAACUACCAGCGGCAGGAGGUGGCCCACGCCAGCGACUUCAAGAACCACCAGCUCCCCCUCGCGCGGAUCAAGAAGAUCAUGAAGGCGGACGAGGACGUCCGCAUGAUCUCCGCAGAGGCCCCCGUCCUCUUCGCGAAGGCCUGCGAGCUCUUCAUUCUGGAGCUCACCAUCCGCUCGUGGCUGCACGCGGAGGAGAACAAGCGGAGGACGCUUCAGAAGAACGAUGUCGCCGCCGCCAUCGCCCGCACCGACAUCUUCGACUUCCUCGUUGACAUCGUCCCGAGGGAGGAAGUCAAGGACGAAGGCCUGGGGCUCGUCCCCGGCGGCGGCGGUGGCGGCAGCGCCACGGGGGUGCCGUACUACUACCCGUCCAUUGGCCAGGCGGCGCCGCCAGGGAUGAUGAUGGGGCAACCGGCGCAGCAGUGGCAGCCGAUGUGGCAGCAGGGCCUGCCCAUGGAGGGAUCCUAUAUAGCAGGAACAAGCUUAGAUGCUCAAGGGGAUGUCGGCCAUCAACCCCCUCCUCCUGGUUCUCAGUAA